GACCCCUAAAGAAAUGCUUAUUAACUGUUUCCUUCAAGCUUUCGAAAACGUUUCUCAAGAAGGAAAAUGUUCCGGAGGUGAAUCAAAUCAUAAAGAAACCUUCAAAAUUGAAUUUCACACUCCUAGAAACAUAAUUU
This is a messenger RNA of Funneliformis caledonium, 137 nucleotides long. Lineage: Eukaryota; Fungi; Glomeromycota; Glomeromycetes; Glomerales; Glomeraceae. The record is from the annotation of a GenBank genome assembly.